Molecule: messenger RNA, 2222 nt
Organism: Emys orbicularis (European pond turtle)
Lineage: Eukaryota; Metazoa; Chordata; Testudines; Emydidae
Gene: PIK3R2
Product: phosphoinositide-3-kinase regulatory subunit 2
Exons: 15
Coding region: 1-2184 (727 amino acids)
Biological process (GO): phosphatidylinositol phosphate biosynthetic process; insulin receptor signaling pathway
Cellular component (GO): phosphatidylinositol 3-kinase complex
Molecular function (GO): 1-phosphatidylinositol-3-kinase regulator activity; protein binding
Source: RefSeq, a predicted model, not a curated record
AUGGGCAGCACCGAGGGCUUUCAGUACCGUGCACUCUACCAGUACUGCAAAGAGCGCAACGAGGACAUCGACCUGCUCCCCGGGGACAUCCUGGUGGUGAGCAAAGGGGCCCUACAGGCUCUGGGCUUCAAGGAUGGAGACGAGCAGACGCCCAACCAGAUCGGGUGGAUCCCGGGCGUCAAUGAGCGCACCAAGCAGAAAGGGGAUUUCCCUGGCACCUAUGUGGAGUACAUUGGGCCCGUGAAGAUCUCCCUCCCUUCCCACAGACCCAGGGUGCAGAGACCCCUGCCAGCGACUCCUGGGGCCAGCACCUCCCGCAUGCAGGAGGCGCUGGAGCAAGGUUGGCUCCUCCCAGACCUGGUGGAGCAGUUCACCCCCCCUGAAGUCGCACCCCCACUUCUGCUGAGGCUGGUAGAAGCCAUUGAGAAGAAAGGCUUAGACAGUGAGAUGUUAUACAGGACGUCUGGCUCGGAGUUGAGACAAGCACUGAAGACCGAUUGGGUGCUGGGUGACGUGGAGCCGCUCGACGUGCAUUCCCUGGGCGAGGCGCUGCGGGGCUUCCUGCAGGACCUGCCUGCUCCCGUGGUCCCGUCGUUGGUGCAUGGCGAGAUCCUGCGCAUCCUGCAGGAGAUCCCGCAGCCAGAGAGCUGCAGGAAGCAGCUGCUGCUGGCGCUGGAGUCUCCUGCGGUCCCUCUCCAGAACCUGCUCACCUUGCAGUUCCUGCUCCGCCACCUGGGAAAGGUGUCCCAGCAGGCCGAGAGCAACGGGCUCCACCCUCGGGCCCUGGGCGAGAUCUUCGGCCCUCUGCUGCUCCGGCUACCUGGCACCAGUGCAGAGCUGAGCCCCGAUUUCUCAGGGCUCUUCCUGGAGACGCUUCUGCAGGCGAAGGACUCGGAGCCGGAACAAGUGCCGCCAGCUCUGCCGCCGAAGCCCUCGAAGCCGAAGCCCGGUGGAGCCAGCCUGGCCAAUGGGAGCAGUGCGCCCCUGCAGGAGGCGGAGUGGUACUGGGGCGACAUUUCCAGGGAGGAGGUGAACGAGAAGCUGCGCGACACGCCGGAUGGCACCUUCCUGGUCCGCGACGCCUCCAGUAAGAUCCAGGGGGAGUACACGCUCACGCUGAGGAAAGGUGGCAACAACAAGCUGAUCAAGAUCUUCCACCGGGAGGGGAAGUACGGCUUCUCGGAGCCCCUGACCUUCGGCUCCGUGGUGGAGCUCAUUAACCAUUACCGGCACGAGUCGCUGGCCCAGUACAACGCCAAGCUGGACAGCAAGCUGCUCUACCCCAUCUCCAAGUACCAGCAGGAUCAGCUGGUGAAGGAGGACAGCGUGGAGGCCGUGGGGGAGCAGCUGAAGGUCUAUCACCAGCAAUACCAGGACAAGAGCCGGGAGUACGACUUGCUGUACGAGGAGUAUACGCGCACCUCGCAGGAGCUGCAGAUGAAAAGGACGGCGAUUGAGGCCUUCAACGAAACCAUCAAGAUCUUCGAGGAGCAGUGCCAGACGCAGGAGAGGUGCAGCAAGGAGUACAUCGAGCGCUUCCGGCGGGAGGGCAAUGAGAAGGAGGUGCAGCGGAUCCUGAUGAACUCCGAGAAGCUGAAGUCGCGCGUCACUGAGAUCCACGACAGCAAGAUGAAGCUGGAGCAGGACCUGAAGAAACAGGCCUCGGAGAACCGGGAGAUCGACAAGCGCAUGAACAGCCUCAAGCCGGACCUCAUGCAGCUGCGCAAGCUCCGGGACCAGUACCUGGUGUGGCUGACGCAGAAAGGGGCCCGGCAGAAGAAAAUCAACGAAUGGCUGGGCAUCAAGAACGAGACCGAGGACCAGUAUUCCAUGAUGGACGAUGAGGAGGAGCUGCCGCACCAUGAGGAGCGCACCUGGUACGUGGGGAAAAUCAACCGUGUGCAGGCGGAGGAGAUGCUGUGUGGCAAGCGCGACGGCACGUUCCUGAUCCGCGAGAGCAGUCAGAAGGGCUGCUACGCCUGCUCUGUGGUGGUGGACGGCGACACCAAGCACUGUGUGAUCUACAAGACGGUGACCGGUUACGGCUUUGCCGAGCCCUACAACCUGUACGCAUCCCUGAAGGACCUGGUUCUGCAUUACAAACACAUGUCCCUGGUGCAGCACAACGACUCCCUGAAUGUCACGCUGGCUUACCCGGUCCUCUCCCAGCCACCUGCCAGAUGAGCCACUGACGCAGAGCACAAUGGCUGCCGCCACCUCCU